Messenger RNA from Penicillium coprophilum, 1377 nucleotides. It is a transcript of the gene flbB, whose product is annotated as protein flbB. Gene Ontology annotation, molecular function: transcription cis-regulatory region binding; DNA-binding transcription activator activity, RNA polymerase II-specific. NCBI's taxonomy places the organism in Eukaryota, Fungi, Ascomycota, Eurotiomycetes, Eurotiales, Aspergillaceae. Bases 1 to 1377 code for a protein of 458 amino acids. The record is from RefSeq and is a predicted model, not a curated record. Gene Ontology annotation, cellular component: RNA polymerase II transcription regulator complex. The transcript has 4 exons.
AUGGCUCUUAGUGGUGGGGUGUACCCCAUGGAUCAUCCAAUGGAAUAUUCUGGUGACACCGUACUUCCGGCUCGGCCCACGGCCCCGGAGUGCACGGUGCGGGACAUGGUAGAAGGACCACAGACCCCAUCCAAAGGGUUCGGAGCAGAAAUAUUCAAGCUCUUCGGAGGCGGUAACAUCGGUAACAAUGGGCUAAGAAAGACCACGCGAGAUGGCCAGCAGCCCAAACGUCGCGGGCCCAAGCCGGAUAGCAAGCCUGCACUUACCAGGCGACAAGAACUAAACCGCCAGGCGCAAAGGUACACAUUCCAAUUCGAUAAUGAUCUGGCUGGGCUGAUCACACACAGGACACAUCGCGAGCGCAAGGAACAAUACAUGAGAGGUCUGGAGGUCGAGGUAGCGCGGUUACGAGAGGCCUACACCACCGAGGUCGUCGAUGCCGCCACAACGAUUCAACAGCACAAAGCUAUGUUGCAUACGAUGCGAGAGGAGAAUGAGAUUCUCAAGGAAAUUCUCGCAGCGAACGGGAUUCAAUACGAAGCCGAGUUAGAGCGCCGCCGGGCGGAACGCCCACCGAUGGCCUUCCACUCGAGCCCUAUUACUGUCGCUGGUAGCAGCACCGCGUCGCAGACUGCUCCUGUCGCCCUUUCGUCCAGCAACCACAACACAACCCCCGCGACUACGAUCUCAUCCGGAAUGAGCCCUCGCGUCAAUGGCAUGGAUCACUCCGAGGUCUUGCCCACGAUUGGAUAUGCGACCCAGCAGCAAGUGUAUCACACUAAUGCAGGCGAUCAUUCUAUGAGCAUGGAUCAUUCAUCUUGCGCACCUGUUGAUACUAUGCAACCCAUGCCGGCUAACCCGGGAGGUGUCUUCGAAACGGACCCCCAGUUGCAGGUUGACUUUAUCCUAACACUCGAAGGCCCCUGCCGCGAACACACAGACUAUCUCUGCCGACGGUCGAUCACAGAAGCCGACGAUGAAGACAUGCCAUUUUCCGGACACGCCCUGAUGGCAUCGUGUCCACCGCCCAGCUACAUUGCGAACACCACACCUGAACAACCAUACCCACACAAGGCGCCGGACCUCCCGCACGCAAACCUCAGCACGCUCCUCAACCUCAGUCGACAGCUCGUGACUGAAGGACAGAUCACCCCCAUCAUGGCGCUGCAGUGUCUAAAGAAUCACGAGCUCUACACCACACUGCGUCGCGAUGACAUCAAGAUCAUCAUGGACACUCUCAACACCAAGGUCCGCUGCUACGGCUUCGGCGCUGUGGUCGAAGACUUUGAAUUGAUAGAUUGUCUGAGCAGCGUGCUCGGCACCAAGGUUGAACUCGGCGUAUACGGCACAGCUGUCGAUGACACGAUGUAUCGCUGA